AUGGCCGCUGCUGAGGACUCGUCGAAGGCCACCUCGCCUGUUGGCUCCCCGCCUCGCAGCGGAAGCAUCCUCAAGCUGCCAUCCCUUCCAGCAUGGGCCACAAGUAGGACCCCUUCUCCCGCCAUGCGAAGCGGUACAACCAGCAAUCAGGAAGGCGAUCUGGAGGGUCAGAGAAAUCAGAGCGUGACCACCACCAGGAAAAGUCCACUAGCCUCCACCUCUCGAGCUUCUCCGUUGCCCAACGGAAGGUUCAUACCCGAAUCCGAGCGGGGCUGGGUGUACGAUGACGGCGGACGUGCCGAUAUAGCUUCCAAGAGAGGAGGUGAGCGCAGGAGGAGCUCCUUGGCCAGCAAACAGUGGCUCGACUUUAAGUCUUCGUCAAAGGUCAAGGCUGGUGAUCAGACUGCGACAUCGGAGGAUCGACCAGAGUUGAUGCGCACAAGAUCUCGGUCCACACCUGCCACGAACGCUGCCAAUGUCCAAGCGGGGCUGCGAGGCGAUGCGCUCUCCGCAGCUGCUUCUAGGGCAGCUCCUGUAAUGGAAGAGGAGACGGAAUCGGAGCAGCGUGUUUUCCAGCGAGGUCUUGACCAGCGCGAUGUCGUGGACGAGGACGUUGCAAGGCCUUCGAGCAGGAAGAACUCUUUUGACGCCUCGGCUGAACAUGGAUCCGUUUCGUUCCGGCAAAGAAGGCGACGGCGAUCGCUGCAGGAAGCUUCACAAUCAGAAGCGAUGUAUGACGAAGAGGACCUCAAGAAUGCUUCACGCUCGCACAGAUUGCAGGUCGAUACAGAAGUACCCGUGCGUGCCGUACAGGUAGCACAGGGCGCUUCAUCUCGUGAGAGAGCAGAUCAGUCAGGGGCCGUUGAGGAUGUUCAGUUGCGAGUCGCAGGCUCGCAUCCUCUGUCACCAAUCGAGUCGCCACCGCCUGUGGUGCACACCCCAAGGGGCUAUCCCUGGCGAGAUAUGACGAUGUCGACAAGCUCGAGCAAAGCAUCUUCGGGCCUGCCUACCUUCAUCUCUCCGAGCCACAGAAAUCCCACAGCUAAGCAAGCGUUCUAUGAUACGCACUUUGGGGCUUCUUCGGGCUGGCAAAGCUUGAGUAGCUUGGCUGAGCCUGUUCGACACCCUUGGGACACACUGCGCGGGAAGCGCAAGCAUGCCAAAGGCUCAGGAGCGGUCGAUCCGAUCGACAGGGUGAGAGAUGAAGCGGAGCAGCACGCUAAGCAACAGCAACAGCAGCAGAGCCAAUCGAUCCUCAAUGCGGGUACAAAUCGUAUCAAGGAGAUGCUUAGCGGAUGGAAUGGGCUUACCAGUCUGGGAGUUCUGGGUCCAUCGUCCAUGUCCAACGAUGGUCCUCAAAGUGCACGCAAUGGCCCGACGCCAGGGCCAAAUACCGCGGUACCGAGCGUAGCGGCCGCGUACGAGCCGGAACUGAUACCAACUGUGCACAAGGAUCCCAGUGCCAAACGAUACUUUGACAACAUCGAGGGCAACGUGGUGAUUAUGGGCGGGUACAGAGGCAGUGUGCUACGAGACGCCGAAACGGGACAGAUGCUGUGGAUUCCGAUCAAGGUGCGUCGCCCUGAACGCCACGCGCCUUACGCACACUCGCCGCAUGUUGAGACUUUGUCAGUCCAUCAUUUUCCCAACAGGUCGGCGUCGGGCUCCGCAGACCAACGCUGGAGCUUGAUCUGGACGUGCAGGCAGAGGCAAAUUCCGAAGAGCUAGUGGUGCCGGGUGAAUCUCUGAUGGGCAUCGGCCGUCUGGUAGACAUGGGUGGACGACUAGCUUCUCGCAUCGAAGCGGGCAAGAAGCGACCUACAGUGCAUUCGUGGGGCUACGAUUGGAGACUCAGCCUGCACAGAUCGAGCGAGCGCCUUAGGGAAUUUCUGACAAAGCUCUACGAGGAGAGCCAUGCGGAAGAGUCCAAGCGCCAGGGAGCCACUGUUGUUGCUCAUUCCAUGGGCGGCCUGGUUGCUCUGCACGCACUUGCUCAGACAAGCAAUCCCAAGAUCUUCGACAAGCUCGUUUUGGCCUCAACUCCGUUUGCGGGCACUGCAAACAUUCUCGGACCGUUUCGGUAUGGAGAUGCUGCUUUAUUUAAUGACGAAGGUGAGCUUCUGCCGCCCGCUCAAGUUUGUGCGCCAGCCGCCCGACGACUCACACACACUCCGUGCUGUCCUUUAGUCUGUUCUCCUCGCGCCACUUUCUCUUUUAGAUCUUCGUUCAGCCUGCUUCCGCGUGAUGGCAGAUGUUUCGAGUCGGAGGAUGGCAAACCUUUCGACCUGGACUUUUUCGACCCAAACGUGUGGGAUGAUUUGGGACUCACUCCUUGUCUGGAGGCUGGGCGCUUCAAAGAGUAUCAAGCGCGUGUCCAGUCCGAAGAAAAGACGCAGCUGCCAGCUUUGGACGAGCAUCGAUCUAGCGAAGCUUCUGUAGACAGUCGGAGGGCCGAUCAUGCGCAAAGCAAUAAUUUGGGUCUGGAUGGCGGAUUAGAUCUGCAGCUGGCUGGCAAAGCCUCUUCCCCGAAAGGUGGGCAAGCAGUCGCCAAGGCUGUCCAAGGUACUGCAGAAGCAAGUAGAAAUAUCGCAGAGACGAGCAAGAUGAUCAAAGACGAAAGUUUGAAUGCUUUGCCAAUUGCCCCUGCUCAGUAUCGUGCUCCGACGACGACGAACGAGGAGGCAAAGAAGAAUACUGACGCCGCACAAGCCGAAUCGACUGCCCCGUCGGAAGAAGAGACCUGGGCAUAUCUGGUUCGGGUGAGUCCGGUGGAUCAUCUCGCCGUGCAUCUAGACGUCCGCUUAUGACAGGAUCUGGUGGCCUUGCAGACCCUUGACGAGACAAGACGCUUUCACAAAGAGCUUGAAGACGGAUUUGACGAAGCACGUCUCAACGAUGGACAAUACCCGCCUAUCGCUAUCCUGGCGUCAGGUCGAACACCGACGGUCCGAGGUGCUCUGGUGCGCACGGAAAAUGCGCCCUCUGAACAAAGCUCCGAAGCGGAGAGCUGGAAGAUCGGCGUGAGGGCGGGAGAUUAUUCCCGCAUGCUAUACGAGCCCGGAGAUGGCGUCAUUACGCUUCGAAGCGCCAUGGAUCUUCCUGGUUCUUGGUCCAAGCUUCUUGUUCGAGGAGAGGGAAAGUUGGGAGAACAUCAUACUUCUCACAGACACGUCACCCUGCUCUCGGAUGUGCAGGGCAUCGGAAGAUGCGUCGAAAAGUGUCGCCUGGCUAGAGCCAAGCAAGCACUUUGA
Messenger RNA from Ceraceosorus bombacis, 3251 nucleotides. Lineage: Eukaryota; Fungi; Basidiomycota; Exobasidiomycetes; Ceraceosorales; Ceraceosoraceae. The record is from the annotation of a GenBank genome assembly.